UGUCAACCACACUUUUCUUUUCCUGUUUUACAUAUAAUAUCAUUUUUUAUAAAAUAAUAACAAUUUUGAAUAAGAUAAUCGAACAUAAAAGAGCUUUUUUAUUGUGACGUUUAUAAACAAUAAUUGUUAAUUUUAAUAGAAUAUUUUGUAUUUGAUGUUAUUGUAAUAGAUUAUAUAAAUUAGGAAGAGACGUAAAAGCAAACAUUUUCCGUUUUGAUAGGGAAUGUAGCUGUGAGUGUUUGUGAAUAAUUCUGUUCUCCGCGUCCUCCUUUCAAAUCUGUUCUCUUUCUCAUCUUCCUCGCUUUCAUUCAUAUUGCGAUCUUCCUAUGCUAAUGGCUUUUAACUCUCCUCACAAACAUGACUGCUUUCAAUCUCAAUAGAACCGUUUCCUUCAACAGACGGAAUCUCUCUCUUUCUCUCGGAAGUCCCAAACCUAUUCCCAACUACCGCUUUGGAUGCGUCUCUCUCAGUCUCAGGUUUCAAGUUCUUGUUAUCAUUGCCUCUGUUUUUUCCUUCUUCAUUGCCAUUGGUUGUGGUUACAUCUAUCUUCUUCCUAGUCUCACUCGUGCUUUUUUCAACGGCCAAUCUUUUUUUUCUGAUUACAACAACAAUCGUUCUUCCUCAUCAUCACUUCUAACAAACUGCGAUGUCUUUGAUGGAACGUGGAUUCAGGUUUCUGGUUACCCUUUGUACAAUGCAACCGAGUGUCCUUUUGUUGAGCAAGGUUUUGAUUGUUUAGGAAAUGGAAGGAUUGAUAAAGAUUUUUUAACAUGGAGGUGGAAACCUAAGACUUGUGAAAUUCCUAGGUUUGAUGUUCGUGUUGUUUUGGAAAUGUUGAGGAGUAAAAGGGUUGUUUUUGUUGGUGAUUCAAUGAGUAGGACUCAAUGGGAGUCUUUGAUUUGUAUGUUGAUGACUGGUGUGGAAGAUAAGAUGAGUGUUUAUGAAGUCAAUCACAAUCAGAUUACAAAGAGGAUUAGGUUUUUAGGAGUUAGGUUUAGUGAUUUCAAUUUUACAGUUGAGUUUUUUAGAUCGGUUUUCUUGGUGCAACAAGGUCACGUUCAUGAACAUGCACCAAAGAGGGUUAAAUCAACACUUUUGUUGGAUAAGUUAGAUGAUAUAAGUCAUCAAUGGGUUGAUUCAGAUAUUCUUAUAUUCAACACUGGUCAUUGGUGGGUUCCAUCUAAGCUUUUUCACAUGGGUUGUUAUUUCCAGGUUGGAAACUCUCUGAAGCUUGGGAUGUCAAUUCCUGCCGCCUAUAGAAUAGCACUUAAAACUUGGACAUCAUGGGUUGAGAGAGAGAUUGAUAAAAAUAGAACGCGCGUCUUUUUUAGGACUUUUGAGCCAUCUCACUGGAGUGAUCAUACCCGUAGGACUUGCAAUGUAACCCAGUACCCAACAUUCGAAACUGAUGUAAGGGACCAAAACUUGUUUUCAGACACAGUUUUGGAAGUUGUAAAGAAUGUUGCUUUUCCUAUAAAUGUUCUCCAUGUUACGUCUAUGUCAGCUCCCCGCAGUGAUGCACAUGUUGGUAACUGGAAUGACAAUCCAUCUAUUCAGGAUUGCAGUCAUUGGUGUUUACCUGGAGUGCCUGAUAUGUGGAAUGAAAUCAUCCUGUCUCAACUUUUUACUGAAUAUGAAAUCCCUUUUUCGGCAAAUGGAACCACACCAUUAGAUGAAUAACAUUCUUGGUAAUUAUUACGAGGCUGGCUACCUCAAAAAGUUCAAACUAAUUUUAAGAAGUAUGGAUCAGAUUUCAUACAGGUGCUAACAGCAUAAAUCCAGAGCCAUCUCAUACUGCAAUUGUUGACUUCUGCCAUCUACAUCGGUUUUCUGUGACACUCAAAACUGCACCAAAUUUUGUGAAUGUAAGCCCCAGAUAUAAAUUGAAAUUGUACCUAAUUGUCUACAACAGAAAGAUGAGACAGAAAGUAAUUUUUUAAUUAAUUUUCCCAUUCUUUGUAUCCUGAAAAAGGUAUUGUCUGGGAUGUAACAAUUUUGUCUGCAUGUCGUGAUUUUUUGUUUUGGUCUUGGUAAUGCUAUUGUUCUGCAUAACAAAGAGAAAGAGAAGAAUAGUUAUAAAUUAGAAUCAUUCAACUUAUGUUCUAGAUUGUCUCAACUUAUUAAGUAGUAUCUUUUGUUAUUUGAAUGAACUCGUGGUUAAAUUUCUGCUUCAUGUUCA
This is a messenger RNA of Cicer arietinum (chickpea), 2179 nucleotides long. RefSeq names its product protein trichome berefringence-like 7. Gene Ontology annotation, cellular component: Golgi apparatus. The record is from RefSeq and is a predicted model, not a curated record. Gene Ontology annotation, molecular function: O-acetyltransferase activity. NCBI's taxonomy places the organism in Eukaryota, Viridiplantae, Streptophyta, Magnoliopsida, Fabales, Fabaceae.